Macrobrachium nipponense is the source of this 695-nucleotide messenger RNA. RefSeq lists its product as uncharacterized. The record is from RefSeq and is a predicted model, not a curated record. Lineage: Eukaryota; Metazoa; Arthropoda; Malacostraca; Decapoda; Palaemonidae.
GGGGAAGAUCUAGGAAGACUGGACACAAGCGGCAUACUGGUCCUGCUGUGAAAAAGACUGAACCUGCUGUGGGUUUGGAAACGCCUGCAGGUUUAUCUGCACAUAAUCUGCACCCUAACCAUAGGAAUGUUCGUCUGUAUAUCAGAGGUAAAACAAGGUACACAUAUUGUAAAUGGUCAGAAGAAGAAGAGAGUGCUGUAUUCCGAAAUCUGGGUCACCAUUUUAAAAUUGGAACUUUACCUGGGAAGAGGGAAUGUCUCAAAGUGAUGAAUGAAAAUAAAGUUCUCCAGAAAAGAAAAUGGGAGGAUGUCAAAAAUUUUGUGAGGAAUAAGCUGGUUCGACUGGCCAGAACAAAUUCUGCACUUCAGAAUUCUGUCCGUGAAUUUUGUAGCACUGCCCCAGUAUCUGAUUCAAGUCAUGAGUUUUGUGGAACUGCCCCAGUUUCUGAUUCCAGUCAUGAGUAUUGUAAUAAUCUUCAAUUAUCUGAUUCGAGUCGUGAGUUUUGCAACACAGUUCCAGUAUCUAAUUCCAGUCAUGAGUUUUGUAACACACUUCCAGUAUCUGACUCCAGUCGAGAGUUUUGCAACUCUGUUCCAGUAUCUGAAUCUAACAGUGAGUAUUGUAACUCUGUUUCGGUAUCUGAGUCUAACAAUGAGUAUUGUAAUAAUAUUCCAGUAUCUGAUUCCAAUAGUUAG